GGAGUCUCGUGUUCGCGGUGCCGUUACUCGCAGUCGGGCGGCGGCUGAGGCUCAGCGCACAGCGCAGGUAGCGCCUUAGCAGCAGCAGCAACAGCGGAGGCUCCUCGGCGGUCACAGCCCCUGCGCUGGUGUAGCCACCCUCGCCUGCUCCGCUCUUCCUUCGCUCGCACCAUGGCUGAUCAGCUGACUGAAGAACAGAUUGCUGAAUUCAAGGAAGCUUUCUCCCUGUUUGACAAAGAUGGUGAUGGCACCAUCACAACAAAGGAACUUGGGACUGUCAUGAGGUCACUGGGUCAGAACCCAACAGAAGCUGAAUUGCAGGACAUGAUCAACGAAGUGGAUGCUGACGGGAAUGGUACCAUUGACUUCCCAGAGUUCUUGACCAUGAUGGCUAGAAAAAUGAAAGAUACAGAUAGCGAAGAAGAAAUCCGUGAGGCAUUCCGAGUCUUUGACAAGGAUGGAAAUGGUUACAUCAGCGCCGCAGAACUGCGCCACGUCAUGACAAACCUAGGAGAGAAGCUAACGGAUGAAGAAGUAGACGAGAUGAUCAGAGAAGCAGACAUCGACGGAGAUGGACAAGUCAACUAUGAAGAAUUCUGUGUGCCAUCUGAAAUCAUGUCCAUCAGUACCUAUGGGUUUGGUAUGUGCGACUUCACCGAGGACCAGACUGCAGAAUUCAAGGAGGCUUUCCUGUUUGACCAAAUAGGUGAUUACAAGAUCCUGUAAAGCCAAUCUGGGGAUGUGAUGAGAGCCCAGGGCCAGAACCCUACCAAUGCCAAGGUGCCCAAGAUCCUUGGGAAACCCAAGAGACAUGAGAUGAAUGUGAAGAUGUUGGACUUUGAGGACUUCCUGCCCAUGCUGCAGACUGUGGCCAAGAACAAGGACCAGGGAACUUAUGAGGACUAUGUUGAAGGCCUUCGUGUGUUUGACAAGGAAGGGAAUGGUACCAACAUGGGUGCUGAUAUUCAGCACGUACUUGUCAUACUGGGAGAGAAGAUGACAGAGGAGGAAGUGGAGAUGUUGGUGGCAGGUCACGAGGACAGCAACAGUUGUAUCAACUACAAAGAGCUUGUCCUGAUGGUGCUGAACGGCUGA
Arvicola amphibius (Eurasian water vole) is the source of this 1095-nucleotide messenger RNA. RefSeq names its product calmodulin-like protein 12. Gene Ontology annotation, molecular function: structural constituent of muscle; calcium ion binding. Lineage: Eukaryota; Metazoa; Chordata; Mammalia; Rodentia; Cricetidae. The transcript has 4 exons. The record is from RefSeq and is a predicted model, not a curated record. Gene Ontology annotation, cellular component: myosin II complex.